GUUAAUAUUGAUCCAGCUCGGACAUAAAAUACACAAUGCCACGACCAAGCAGAGAAUCCUACGGAGAUAGUAAACCUCCGUAUUCUUACAUAGCUCUGACUGCCAUGGCUCUGAUGAGAUCUCCUGACAAGAUGCUUCCACUCUCAGACAUUUACAAGUUUAUCAUGGACAAUUUUCCGUACUACAGGAAGAACACACAAAGAUGGCAGAAUUCUCUCCGACAUAAUCUAAGUUUUAACGAUUGUUUUAUCAAAAUUCCAAGACGUCACGACAGGCCUGGUAAGGGAGCAUAUUGGACUCUUCAUCCUAAAGCUAUCGCUAUGUUUGAGAACGGUUCUUUACUCCGGAGACGGAAAAGGUUCAGGUUGGACCUGGAUGAGAAGGAUACUCUAGAAUCUGAUCUUGCAGCUCUCUCCAACCUGAACUCUUUCAUUGCAUCUCAGCAACCUGAACCCGUAUAUCCAGUUUACACUCCUCUUCCUCCUCUUCCCAUUCAACCCUUCUACUAUCAUUCCCUUCCUCCCCGCCAUCCUUUCUUCCCUUCCGAACAAGUUUCUCCUCCUCCUCCUCCUGCAGCCUUCGAACCCGAGAAAAAGAAAUCCUCCUUCACUAUCGAUAGUAUCCUUGGUUUAGAGGAUGAAGGAGUAAGUCCUCCCUGUUCUCCAACGCCUCCAACCCCUUCUCCUACUCCUUCAGACUCCAGUAGUGUUGGUAUUCACUCCCCUACUCCAGUACAUCAUCAAGCUAGCGGAUAUCCAAUGAAUCCUGGAUAUCAACCUAACUUUGGAAUUCAUCCUGCCAACCUUGCUCUCUACAGAUAUAGUUUACAACAAGCAGCAGCCGCCGGAGCAUUUUAUUAAUCCUGAGAGAAUUCCAUCCAACUUUAUGGAUAAUUCAAUCCAACUUCAUGGAGCAUUCCAUUCGACUUCUUGGAGUGUUUCGCGGGUCUAAUACUACUCCUGGAGCAUUCACUGAAGAUUAACCUUACUCCCGAAACAAUCUAUAUUUAACUCGUCAUGUGAUAAUACCAAUAUACCUCAGAUUUAUAAUUUAUCAAAAAUAAAUGUUGAAAGA
This is a messenger RNA of Eurytemora carolleeae, 1074 nucleotides long. RefSeq names its product protein lin-31. Gene Ontology annotation, molecular function: DNA-binding transcription factor activity, RNA polymerase II-specific; RNA polymerase II cis-regulatory region sequence-specific DNA binding. The transcript has a single exon. NCBI's taxonomy places the organism in Eukaryota, Metazoa, Arthropoda, Copepoda, Calanoida, Temoridae. Gene Ontology annotation, biological process: cell differentiation; regulation of transcription by RNA polymerase II; anatomical structure morphogenesis. The coding region runs from base 36 to 860 and encodes 274 amino acids. The record is from RefSeq and is a predicted model, not a curated record.